Molecule: messenger RNA, 4069 nt
Organism: Condylostylus longicornis
Lineage: Eukaryota; Metazoa; Arthropoda; Insecta; Diptera; Dolichopodidae
Exons: 14
Coding region: 11-4012 (1333 amino acids)
Molecular function (GO): protein binding
Source: RefSeq, a predicted model, not a curated record
AAUAAUAAUAAUGUUAUCAACAAAUCAAUUAAUUAAAAAUGAUUUAAUUAUACCACAAAUUAAUAUAAUUAAUGUGGUAUAUUUUAUUAUAAUAAUAUUAAAUGUAAAUUUAAAAAAAAAUUUCAUAUAUUGUUCAGGAUCAUUAUUACCAGUUGUUAAUCAUAAUAAUAGUUAUAGUAGUUCAUUAGUUAAAAGUAGUUUGGGUUUUCCAAUGAUGCAAUUAAAUGAUGAUCAUCAUAUAUGUACAAAAGAAGAGAAUUAUACAGAAAUAAUACAAGUACCAGUACAACAACCAGUUAGAAUUCGUACACAAACAUGGUGUUUUGAGGUACCACCAAGAUGUUCAAAUUAUCGUACAGAAAUACGUGAAGUAAUUAAAGUUGAGAAUAUAACAAGAACACGCACAAUUCGUUUUUGCUGUGAAGGUUAUGCUGGAGUGUUAUCAGCUAAUGAAACUAUUUGUAAGCCAAUUUGCCGUGGUGGUUGUGGUAGAGGAUAUUGCAGAUCCCCAGAUGUCUGUAAAUGUGAUCUCGGUUAUAUUGGAAAACAUUGCACUCAAAGAUGUUCUCACGAUAGGUGGGGUGAAGAUUGCUCAAAUCAUUGUCAUUGUCGUAAUGGUGGAGUAUGUGAUAAUAAAAAUGGUGCUUGCCGUUGUUCAAGUGGUUGGAUUGGAGAAACAUGUGAACAAACUUGCGCACCUGGAUUUUAUGGUUAUAUGUGCAAAAAGCUGUGUGAAUGUAGCUCAGAACGCUGCAAUCCUCAAACAGGAGAAUGCAUAUCAAAAGAAUCAAAUGAUAAUUCACUUAAAAAGAAUUUACAAACUAUAAAAGCUGCUUCAGAUUUAUUAAGUGAUUCAAUAAAAUCUCAAUCAAAAGAAAUUGUCCAAUCGACAACUAAUACACGACAAUCUAUUCUUACAACAGAACCAAUAAUCAUAAAACAAAAAGAUAUUGAAAAGGAGACAUUUCAAAGAACAUAUAUUGAAUUUGGAAUACCUAGAAUUUCUGCAAUGGAUUUUACAACAGAACAAAAUAUGGCUGAAUUAAUUUUAUAUAAGCAGGAUAAUGUUGCAGAUAAUACACAUUUAGAUUCAAAUCCUAAUCAUAUAUCACCAGUUGUUGUUACAAAUAUACCAACAGAACUAGAAGAAGAUGAAUUAACGAGAUUAAAUCCAAGAGUAAUUCAUGUUAUUGAUUGGCAACAACAACAUCAUUCAAAUUCAGAUAGCAAUAUAACAUUUAUACCUAAUGAUGAUGAUAUAGAUUUUACAAAUACAUUUGAAAAAAGUUAUUCAGGUGUUAUAACAUCUUUGGCACUAUUUUUAAUUGUGUUAAUUGUAUCUGGAAUUGCAUUUUUAAUAUUUCAUAAGCGACAAAAUAACAAUGUCAAUAAUUCAACAUAUUUGAGUAAAACUACAGGAAAUAGUGGCAGUAGUACAACAAUGGUAACAACAAAUGCAGAAAAUUUUAAAACAUUUAUUCAACCUUUACCUGAUCUACCGGCAUUUACACAAAAUCUACGUAAAGCUAAUGAAGAUGGAAUGCUCUGCUUUUAUGUAGUUCCAGAAUUCUAUGAUAGUCCAACGAAUAAUUCAGCUGUUGUUAAAAGUACAUAUACAACAACAUAUGGUACACCGGGACCAUUAUAUUCAAGUGUUGGACCAAAAUUACAUCGAAAGGAAAGCUUAGAGAAUCAUCUGUAUGAUGAGAUACGUUAUCCGACUGUAAAAAGCUGUAGAAGCUCAGAUCCAGUGCCUCUUUGUGGACAACUUGGAAUUAAAACAAAACAGCAUUCUGCACAAAAUAAUCAAGCAUAUGAAUUAUAUUCAUUAAAUCAUUAUCAAAAUGUUAAUCAUACGGCUGGAGGUAGUGUAAAUUAUACAUAUGGUGCAGGAUCAUCAAAUAAUAUUAAUAAUUAUGAUAUGCAAUAUCCACCUUUACAUCAUGGUAGCGGUGGAAGACCGCAACCAUAUCCUGGACAACCUAAUAGUGGAUCACUUGUUGUUGUUGAUAAAACAGUAAAAUUUUUGAAUGAAACAAGAUCUAAAAUGGCAUCUGGUGUCUGUUAUAAGGAAGUUAAAACUGUAACAUUAGUAUCAGCUGGGGAAAUACCAAAAGGAAAUGGGUCAGAUCCAACACUUAGUAAAAUUCGUGUAUGUUGUGAUGGUUAUGAAAGAAACGUUCAUAAUUUCUUACAAUGUGAUCCAAUAUGUAAGAAUGAUUGCAUAAAUGGAAUUUGUGUUGCACCGGAUGUUUGUGUAUGUUAUCCAGAUCAUGUACGCAAUUACGCUGGAUAUUGUUUACCAACAUGCCCAAUAGGUUGCGGUAAUGGUGUAUGUCAAGAUGACGGAUCCUGCUUAUGUAAACCAGGCUAUGAAUUAGAUCAUUUUAGUAAGAAAUUCUGUGCACCAGUUUGUUCAAAUGGUUGCCGUAAUGGUAAUUGUACAGCACCAGAAGUAUGCGAAUGUUCUAAUGGUUUUGAAUUAAGUGAUCAUGGUUCAUGUGAUCCAAAAUGUGAUAAUUGUGAGAAUGGUAAAUGUAUUGAACCGGGUGUUUGUACAUGUUUAAGCGGUUAUCAAAGAAAAAAUGAUAAAUGUGAACCAAUUUGUACAAAGGAAUGUAAAAAUGGUUUUUGUGCUGCACCAGAUAUAUGUGGUUGUAAUCCAGGAUGGGUACUUGAUGCAUCUGCAACAAAUUGUGUUGCACAUUGUGAUCAACCAUGUUUAAAUGGAUUUUGUUCUGGUAACAAUGUUUGCUCUUGUCAUACCGGUUAUAUACAAGAUGAAGUUAAUCCAAAUUUGUGUAGACCACAUUGUCCUGGCGGUUGUCCAAAUGGUUUUUGUACAAGUCCUAAUUAUUGUAUUUGCAAAGCUGGAUUUGUUAAGAGUGGCGUUAAGGGAAGAACACAAUGUACUCCAAUCUUUUCUAUAUGCUGUCACUUAAAUAAAAAUUAUAAUAAUAUACGGGCGUUUAUAUUAAAAAUAAUUAAAAGGAAAAAAAAUAAAUUAAAAAUGUUAUUAAAAUUUUUAACUAUAGCGAUUUUAUUAAAUUUUAAAUCAGAAUUUUGUUAUGCAACACCAUCAGAGAAAAUCAGAACGUGUCCCGAUGGUUUUAAAACAGUUGUUGUAGAUGGAAAUACUGAAUGUUUAGCCCAAUGCCAGAAACCAUGUGUAAAUGGAUUUUGUUCUGCUGUAGAUGUAUGCAGCUGUUAUUCAAGUUUUGAAUUGGAUCAUAAUGAUAAAUUUAAAUGUGUAUUAAAACCAACAAUACUUCCACCAAUAACAGCAACUACUACUGUAAGUACAACAACAACAAAAGUAAGUAGUAUUAAAAAAGAAAGAGAUGUUGUAAUAUUUGGUGAUGUAGCUGUUGAUACCAAUGGAUCAAAUGAAUUAAUAACAACAACUACAACUGGUUAUCCAAUAACAACAACUACUGAUAAUCCAAUAACCUCAACAACUGAUAAUACGGUAACGGGUACAACAGAUUUAAAUUUAGAUGUAACAACAAUAUUUUUGAUAGAUCAAGAUGUUUCCGGAAAUUAUUCAAAAAUAGAAAAUGAAAGAAUAAUUGAUACUACAUUGGAAUGUGAAAGAAAUUGUUCUGAAAUCAAUGGUGAAUGCGGUACUAAUGGUACAUGCAUUUGUAAAAUAAAUUGGGAAUAUAAUAAUGACAAAAAACUAUGUGUUGAAAAGGAUAAUGAUGAAAAUGCUAAUGAUAAUUAUAAAAAUGAUUUAUCAAAAUCAGAAGAAAAUGAUCAUGAUAAUUUCUAUAUUAUUGGUUAUGUAAUAAUUGCAUUAAUAAUUUUAUUGGCAAUAUUGAGUGCAGUAAUUAUUUAUUUACUAUUAAGGGAGACAGGAAGUAAUUAUAAUGUCAGCAAAUAUGAGAAAAGAUUUGGUUCAAGAUACGGAAACGGAAAUGAUACGGAAAUGCAAGAAGUUCCUUUAAAAAAAGGUUCAGAUAACAACUAUUAUGAUGCAGAUAGAUUUCUGGAUGAUCGAAAAUUCGUUUGAAUUAAUUAUUUAUCAAAAAAAGAAAAUUACAUUUUAAUAAUUAUUUUCAUAAAAACA